Molecule: messenger RNA, 1707 nt
Organism: Paracoccidioides lutzii Pb01
Exons: 5
Coding region: 1-1707 (568 amino acids)
Biological process (GO): regulation of gene expression
Cellular component (GO): nucleus; cytoplasm
Molecular function (GO): mRNA binding
Source: RefSeq, a predicted model, not a curated record
AUGGGUGACCAGCAGAAUAUCUCUCAGCUUCUGGCAGCCUUAGCUGCCCACCAGGCGUCUGCUACAGCGGGACAGACAUCUUCGCCUCACCAAGGGCAGCUGCCUCUAAACGCAUACUCUGGAACAUACCCUCUCCCAGCGUCAUCAACUAAUGUUGGGAACUAUUCUUUGCCACCUCCCGAUAAUACCGGGAGCUUAGAUAUCAGUGGCGCCAAACCCAUCAACACCGGCUCGGUCAGCAUAGCGGACGCAAUCGCUAAGGCGCGAGUCAUUGCUGCUGAGAAAGGAAUUGUAUAUGAUCCAAACAGAGUAGAUUCACGACGAGACCCCCGAUCUUACCAUCGUUCACGAUCGCCGUCAAGAAGCCCCCCGCGCAUUACGCGUGAUACCUACCGCGAUAAUUAUAACCCGUAUCGCGAUGAGCGUCGGCCUGAUAGGCGAAAUGUAAAUGAGCGUGCUUAUGCACGGGAACGUUCCUUCUCCCCUCGCCCCGGCGGUCGAGGAAAGGAGUCAUACUCUCCAAAGCCUUCAAGACAAUAUUGGGGAGCAGAUGAUAGGUCCCCUCCCGGUCGAAGAGCGGGUAGUAUUGUUGACGAUAAUGUGGAAACCAUUAGUGUUGAGUCUAGUCUGGUUGGUCUGAUUAUCGGCCGCCAGGGCGAGAGUCUGCGGAGAAUCGAGUCAGAUACCGGGACAAGGAUACAGUUUCUGGAUAAUGCGGAUCCCAGCAGUUCGGUCAGACUGUGCAAGAUUACGGGAAAUAGGGCUGCAAGAGAAGAUGCUAAAGCCGAAAUCACGCGAAGUAUCAGUGAGAGUGGUGUGUCUCGAUCCAGCAACAAACCACCUGGCCAUUUGCCUUCUAAAGCGAUGGGUCAGCCUCCCCAGGACGACGAAGAUGCUGUACGGAUCAUGGUUCCUGACCGGACGGUUGGCCUCAUUAUUGGCCGCGGAGGAGAGACAAUCCGAGACCUCCAGGAACGAAGCGGGUGCCAUGUGAAUAUUGUUAAUGAGAGCAAAAGCGUCAACGGGCUUCGCCCUGUCAAUUUAAUAGGAUCGCCAGAGGCAACUGAGAGGGCGAAGAACUUCAUCCUUGAAAUCGUUGAAAGUGAUACCCGGCAACUUGCGAACCCACAGCAGCGGGAACAGCGCCCGCCAUAUGGAGAUUCUACUGGGGGACCCGGCGGGGAGAAGGUUAAUGACACGAUAUAUAUCCCUCCAGAUGCUGUUGGGAUGAUUAUCGGAAAAGGUGGGGAUACUAUCAAGGAAAUGCAAGCUAUUACCGGUUGCAGGAUCAAUAUUCAGUCCCCCGUUGGCCGUGAUGCUGAACGAGAAGUCACAUUAGUCGGGAGCAGAGGUGCCAUCGAAGAGGCAAAGAGAAUGAUAAUGGAGAAAAUCGAGAGCCCAGAAUACAAAUGUCGUUCCCAGCCCUCACGCCGUGACGACUCGUAUGGUGAACGGUACUCCUCCAGGCCGCAGCAGCGCCAGCCGUACUACCAGGAGCAGAGCAGACAAGCCCCGCAAAAUUCUGCUCCGCAACCGGGGUCCUCUCAACCAGGCGGCGAGGAGGAUCCCUAUGCCCGUUGGGGAGGCUACCAGAAUUGUAUCGCGUAUUGGUACGCUACCAUGCAGCAACAAGCACAACAACAGCAGGCUGGCCAAGUUCCACCGGGUCAUUCUGAACCACCUCCUGGACCACCUGGAGUCUCAUAA